Molecule: messenger RNA, 492 nt
Organism: Salvia splendens (bonfire salvia)
Lineage: Eukaryota; Viridiplantae; Streptophyta; Magnoliopsida; Lamiales; Lamiaceae
Product: Cystathionine beta-synthase (CBS) family protein
Exons: 6
Source: RefSeq, a predicted model, not a curated record
GCACCGCCACCGCCAGAGACAGGGUUGCACAACACAACGGUCGCAGAGGUGCUAUCGACCAAAGGGCAAGACAAGGCCGGGUCCUGGCUCUGGUGUCGGACAGAUGACACCGUCUAUGAUGCUGUCAAGCAAUCGGCUCAGAACAACGUAGGGUCUCUCGUGGUUCUUAAGCUGGGGGAGCAACAUCAUAUAGCAGGAAUUCUAACGGAACGAGGCUAUUUGAGGAAGGUGAUUGUGCAAGACAGGUCCUCUAUAUACACAAAAGUUGGGGAGAUCAUGACUAACAAGGACAAGCUAGUGAUAGUUACAUUAGAUACAAGCAUUCUUCAUGCAAUGCAGCUCAUGACUGAGAAUCAGAUUCGGCAUGCCCCGGUUAUAGAUGGGAAGAUAAUAGGCAUGAUUUCCAUUGUGGAUGUUGUGAAAGCUGUAGUAGAGCAACAACAUGAAGAAUUGAAGCGACUAAACGAGUUUAUUCGAGGAGAUUACUAUUAA